AUGAGAAGCAUCGAGAUUUCUUAUGGAGAAUGGGAUUGGAGAAAUCGUAAUGGGUUAACGAAUAAUAAAAAAUAAAAGAGAGACGGAGACAAGAACAGAGUUUGUUUUUCCAGGUUUUACUGGAAACGUAUCAGAGAUUCAAACAGAAGGAACUGCGAUGAUCCAACGCAGUGGAUUAUUGAGACUUACGGACCAAAACUCAAACGUCACCGGGACAGCGUUCUGUCGAGUGCUCACUAUGUAAUGGGUUGGAGUUUACCUGCAAGACAGGCUCGUACUCUCGGAUCUUCCUCGUUUGGUUCUCAGUACGGGGACAAAGAAAGAUGCUAUUCGAGCCUCGAGUCAACUUUUACAGAGGAUAUCUUGAGGCUAAGGAAAGAUUGGGGAACGUCGUCGAUGUGCGAUGGGUACCUAUGCGGAGGAGAAGAGCCAAACUUCAUAGCAGAAGAUGAAUAA
Molecule: messenger RNA, 456 nt
Organism: Microthlaspi erraticum
Lineage: Eukaryota; Viridiplantae; Streptophyta; Magnoliopsida; Brassicales; Brassicaceae
Source: the annotation of a GenBank genome assembly